UAGUACGCGUCAACACCAAUUACCCUAGCAAUACUCGACAUAGACAUGGAACCUACUGCUGCCGCUGCCCAACGCAUUUUCAAGGAAUUUGACAGCUACGACUUUGCCAACGACCAGGCGUUCCAACAAGGCAUCAAAUCGAUCCCCAACCACGAGGACACCCAAGUCCAGAGCAAAGCCAAGCACUUCUACUACUGCAGGACCAGGGAUGAGUUUGACUACGAGGCUUAUCUACAAUGGAAGACUGAGCAGUCUGGAGGCGAGCAGCCCGAUGGUGUCGGUGAGGCAUCGAUGGUCCCAGGCGCGCCGUAUUCAGCGCCCUUUGCCGAGGUCGUACGCAAGAUCCUGAACAACGAGCCGUUCGACGACAUCCGCCAGAUCCCCGAGCAACUGAACGAGAACCCGCCUAGUGUCUCCACUGCCAAAGCACCCAGGAAGCCCUGGGAGCAGGACUAGUAGUCGCUGUUGUCCAUGUAUUCUUAGCAGAAUGGAAAAAUGCG
Messenger RNA from Linderina pennispora, 500 nucleotides. RefSeq lists its product as uncharacterized. NCBI's taxonomy places the organism in Eukaryota, Fungi, Kickxellomycota, Kickxellomycetes, Kickxellales, Kickxellaceae. The transcript has a single exon. The record is from RefSeq and is a predicted model, not a curated record. The coding region runs from base 46 to 456 and encodes 136 amino acids.